CAGAAAGGUUAAGUAAUCUACGCAGUAUUGCACAGUUACUUUGUAGCAAAAGCAGGAUGAGAAUCCGGAAAUGCUAACUCCAAAGGACUCACUCUGAGAAGCAGAACACUUGACUGGGCCUCAGCGCCAGCUCACACCAUGUGGACCGCGGAUGAGAUUGCGCGGCUCUGUUAUGAGCACUAUAGGAGCAUGCUGCCCAAGCAAGGGAAGCCCGAGCCCAACCGCGAGUGGACGUUGCUGGCAGCCGUGGUGAAGAUACAACCUACAGCUGACCAGGCCUGUGACCGCCCUGACAGACCGGUGCAAGUGAGAAAGGAAGUUGUCUCAAUGGGAACAGGAACCAAAUGCAUAGGCCAGUCCAAAAUGAGGAAGAGCGGAGACAUCCUCAAUGAUAGCCAUGCUGAGGUCAUAGCCAGAAGGAGCUUCCAAAGGUACCUUCUCCAUCAGCUCCACUUGGCAGCCACCCUGAAGGAGGAUUCCAUCUUUGUCCCAGGAACUCAGAGAGAACUGUGGAAACUCAGACCAGACCUCUUGUUUGUGUUUUUCUCCAGCCAUACACCCUGUGGGGAUGCCUCCAUCAUUCCAAUGCUUGAGUUUGAAGAUCAGCCUUGCUGUCCUGUCAGUAGAGAUUGGGCCAAUAAUCCAUCAGUAGAAGCUAGUGGUAACCUAGAAGCUCCUGAAGAUAAAAGGAAAUGUGAAGACUCAGAUGGUCCUGUGACCAAAAAGAUGAGGCUUGAGCCCAGGACUCCUGAUGGUAUGGCUCACCAUCAGAGUUUUGGCAACCAGGAAAGUGGCCCUAACUCACCAGAUGUCAGCAGCUCUAAUCUCACUGCAGAGGAACUAGCCACUGUCACUGGAAUGGCCCCCGGUGGCACCAAAGUGGUGGACGUUUAUAGAACCGGAGCCAAGUGUGUGCCUGGGGAAGCUGGAGACUCAGGGAAGCCUGGUGCUGCCUAUCACCGGGUGGGGCUGCUCCGAGUGAAGCCAGGCCGGGGGGACAGGACUUGCUCCAUGUCCUGCAGUGACAAGCUGGCACGGUGGAACGUCCUCGGAUGCCAGGGGGCACUGUUGAUGCACUUCCUAGAAGAGCCCAUCUACCUGUCAGCUGUGGUCAUUGGGAAGUGCCCGUACAGCCAGGAGGCCAUGCAGAGAGCACUGAUUGGGAGGUGUCAGAAUGUCUCAGCUUUACCUGAAGGCUUUGGAGUUCAAGAAGUGAAACUACAGCAGUCAGAUUUACCAUUUGAACAGAGCCGCUGUGCAGUACAGGCAAAAAAGGCUGAGAACCAAGGCCGACUUGUUCCUUGUGGGGCAGCCAUCAGCUGGAGUGCAGUUCCUGAGCAGCCACUGGAUGUCACCGCCAAUGGCUUUCCACAGGGAACAACAAAGAAAGGAAUCGGACGCCUUCAAGCCAGAUCCCGAAUCAGCAAAGUAGAGCUCUUUAGAUCAUUCCAGAAGCUGCUAAGCAGUAUUUCAGAGGACAAGUGGCCAGACUCCCUCAGGGUGCAGAAGCUAGUGACGUACCAUGAGUACAAGGAGGCCGCAUCCACUUACCAGCAGGCCUGGAGCGCACUCCGAAAGCAGGCAUUUGGAUCCUGGAUCAGAAACCCACCGGAUUAUCAACAAUUUAAAUGAGCAAAGUUUACUGGCAGCAGGGUGUUUUCCAUUCAUUCAUUCUGGACUGCCUUCUUCCUACGUACUGGAUAAGCCUUAGCUUUUCUUGUGGCUGAUCAGGAAAAAAAGACUGCCAUCUACCAGAGUAAAAUAUCUCUUCUGUGUGAGAUGGAUGGAAUUCUGGACAUGGAACAAUCUAUACUUGACUGAAGUAGCUCACUGCUAAAACAGCAUCUUGCUAAUGACCUUGGUAUGUGUCCUGUGUUUUAUUGCUUCUCUAAGAAUAAGAAUUUGGAAUGUGAUGCUUUAAAAGUACUCUGCAAUAGCUCCAUUUUGUCUGUUCCUACAUUGACUUGGCAAGUACUUAUUGGGCUGAGAUGAUGUUUGAAUCUCUGCAAGUUUUAGAGUUUCGCCUGUCAUAGUGGACAUGUAUUUUGUAUAUCCAGUCUUUUUUCCUUUGGAGAACCACCCUUUCCUGCUUUACCCAUGCUUGGAUGAAGUGAACUUUACUCCUUGGCUCCAGGAAUGUGAGCCAGCCCUGAACAGUCCUGGAACUAGUGCCAGAGUGAUCAGGUAAGAUUCUCUCUCCUUUUGUAUCGGGAGCUAUAAACGCCACGUAAUCUUGGGAUUGCCUGUGGUUGCCGUUGCCUACUACAUAGAGACAGCCAGCUUGAGAACAAAGGCAAUGAAGGAAACAGCUGAGAGAAUCAGAGCUCUCGUGACCGUGUCUGGAUGCCUGAAACUAGUGCCUACUCUGGACUUCAAUUAUGUGAGAUAAAUUCCUAUUGUUUUGAGUAAGCCUGUUUGAGACCGUUUUCCUAUGACUUUCAAUGGAAAGAGUUCUGUCUAAAAGGCCAAAAGUCCCUAUAGUAAUUCAGCAGCAGAGCUAGCAAUCAAUGCUGUUUUUACUAACAACUAAUGUUUAACUUUCAACCUCUUCACACUCUAAUUUAUUGACUAAAAGUGGAAGUUCUCCAUGUUGGGAUUACUCAAGGUCAUUGUUGGUUCUUCAGUAUUUCCUUAUACCUUUAAAUAUUUUAAAUAACAGCUUUAUUGACAUAUAAUUCACAUACCAUAAAAUUCACCCAUUUAAAGUGUACAGUUUGGUGGGUUUUAGUAUAUCCACAAAGGUGUGCAAACAUCACCACGAUCAAUUUUAGAACAUUUUUGUUCUCAUCUGGGGGAGGCGGGGGGAUGCUGUUUGACCCAGUACAGUAUCCAUUAGCAGCCGCUCCUCAUUUCCCCUCAACCCCCUCAGCUCCAGGGCAAACAGUAAUCUACUUUGUGUCUCUAUGGAUUUCCCUGUUUUGAACAUUUCAUAUAAUGGAAUCAUACAAUAUGUGGUCUUUUGUGACUGCCUUCUUUCACUUAACAUGAUGUUUUAAGAUUCAUGAUGUUAUAACGUGAAUUGGUAGCAUGAGUCAGUACUUUAUUCCUUUUUAUGG
Molecule: messenger RNA, 3056 nt
Organism: Lagenorhynchus albirostris (white-beaked dolphin)
Lineage: Eukaryota; Metazoa; Chordata; Mammalia; Artiodactyla; Delphinidae
Gene: ADAT1
Product: adenosine deaminase tRNA specific 1
Exons: 10
Coding region: 139-1632 (497 amino acids)
Biological process (GO): RNA processing
Molecular function (GO): adenosine deaminase activity; RNA binding
Source: RefSeq, a predicted model, not a curated record